This is a messenger RNA of Penicillium antarcticum, 1104 nucleotides long. RefSeq names its product putative mitochondrial carrier protein. The record is from RefSeq and is a predicted model, not a curated record. Gene Ontology annotation, molecular function: S-adenosyl-L-methionine transmembrane transporter activity. The coding region runs from base 1 to 1104 and encodes 367 amino acids. Gene Ontology annotation, cellular component: mitochondrial inner membrane. Lineage: Eukaryota; Fungi; Ascomycota; Eurotiomycetes; Eurotiales; Aspergillaceae. The transcript has 3 exons.
AUGUACAACAGCCAUACCGAUAUCUGGGUGGCAGGCGCAUUUGCAGCAGUAGUCGUCGACUUCAUCGUCUACCCCUUCGACACACUCAAAACCCGCAUCCAAUCACCAAACUACGAGAAAGUAUUCAAAGAUGCACGCACAGGAGCAAUAAAACGCCAAAUAUUAUUCAAAGGUCUUUACCAAGGAGUCUGGAGUGUUGUGUUCUCAACAAUACCUGCCUCCGGUGCAUUUUUCACAACAUACGAAACGGUAAAGAGCAUUCUACACAAUUCAUCUAAAUCAAACCAGAACAGAAAUCUAUCAGGGGCAGAUGGGACUCUGAACAAAUUCCAUCUCCCAUUCACUCAUUCACUCCCAACACCUAUAAUGCACGGCAUCGCAUCUUCAACCGGCGAGAUGGUAUCAUGUCUCAUGCUCACGCCAGCAGAAGUCUUAAAGCAGAAUGCACAGAUGAUCAACCAAUCUCAAUCACACAAUAAAAACACAGGGGAUAAAUCAGCAAUGCGUCAAGUCCUCUCAAAAUUCAGACACCACCCCUGGCGUCUCUGGAGUGGAUAUACCGCACUAGUCAGUCGCAAUUUACCAACAACAGCCAUCCAGUUCCCAAUAUUUGAAUUUGUUCGUUCGCGAUUAAUCGAUCGGCGACGACGACGGAAAGCGGAAUCUGCUCGCCGAACUGGGUCGCGUCGUGGUAAUGAUACGAUAGAGGCGGGACAGUCAGAUCAAUUGAUUGAAAGGGCUGGAUUGACGGGUCUUGCGGCGGCUAUUUCGGGGACUAUUGCUUCGACUGUUACUACGCCUAUUGAUGUUGUUAAGACUAGGGUUAUGCUUUCGGCUAGUGAGGGCCAUUUGUCGGGAUCUCAAAACGAGACUAGGGAGAAGAACAAAGCUGCGCGUGAUAAAGGGCCUUUUGCUGUUGGGAGGGAUAUUCUACGCAAUGAAGGUGCUCGCGGGUUGUUUAAGGGAGGGUUGAUUCGGGCCGGGUGGACGGCUAUUGCUUUAGGGCUUUACCUGAGUCUUUAUGAGGGUGGAAGGUUUUGGCUUGAGAAGAGGCGAAUGGAGAGGGAUGGGAUUGGGAGGGAUGAGGGUGGGCAGGUGGUUUGA